Molecule: messenger RNA, 975 nt
Organism: Schistosoma guineensis
Lineage: Eukaryota; Metazoa; Platyhelminthes; Trematoda; Strigeidida; Schistosomatidae
Source: the annotation of a GenBank genome assembly
AUGAACUCCCGGAACGUUCGUAGUUUCGCUCCAAUUAUAGGAUUGGUUCGUCGGUCAUGCUACAAUAGUACUCGCAGAAAUAUACUGUUGGAUGACAAGACUAAAUUGAUAUGUCAAGGGUUUACGGGGAAACAAGGAACUUUUCAUUCUCAGCAAACUCUUGCUUAUGGCACAAAACUUGUGGGUGGAGUUUCACCUGGUAAAGGAGGCAGUUCCCACCUUGGAUUACCUGUUUUCAACACUGUGAACGAGGCUAAGGAAGCUACAGGUGCAACAGCCACUGUUAUUUACGUGCCACCACCUCAUGCUGCCGCUGCUAUCCAUGAAGCUAUUGAUGCACAGAUUCCUCUUAUUGUCUGUAUAACCGAAGGUAUCCCACAACAUGAUAUGAUACGUGUACGAAAGCGUCUUUCUGAACAGUCUGCCUCAAGAUUAAUUGGACCAAAUUGUCCAGGAAUAAUAAAACCGGACGUAUGCAAAAUUGGUAUUAUGCCUGCACAUAUUCAUAAACCAGGAACGGUAGGAAUAGUAUCCAGAUCGGGGACAUUAACUUACGAAGCUGUCUUUCAAACUACACAGGUUGGUCUUGGUCAAUCCCUGUGUAUUGGAAUCGGUGGCGAUCCAUUUAAUGGAACAAACUUCACCGACUGUCUUGAGGUGUUUUUAAACGAUCCUAAUACAAAAUCAAUAAUCCUGCUUGGCGAAAUCGGUGGUGACUCAGAAGAACAAGCUGCCGAAUUCUUAAAAGAGCAUAAUACUGGUCCAAACCGCAAACCAGUUGUAUCUUUUAUUGCCGGUGUUACAGCGCCACCUGGACGUCGUAUGGGUCAUGCUGGAGCUAUCAUUUCGCUAGGUAAAGGUGGUGCUAAAGAGAAAAUGGCGGCUUUAGAAAGUGCAGGUGUUGUUGUCACACCUUCCCCAGCUCAAAUAGGUAAAACUCUCUUGCAAGCCAUUGCAGAUCUUCCAAACUCGUAA